AUGGAGACGCGGACGUUCUGCUUCGUCGCCGUUUUCCUCGCGACGUUCGCGACGACCACCCCUGAGUCGCUGGACACGAGCACAGAGGAGGCACUCGUGGCAUCCGAGGCGCAAAACGUUCUCGACGAAUGCCAGAACUCGGAUUACAGGACCUACAUAAAGUGUCUGAAGAGACAGAAGAGGCAUCAUUUCCCGCACUCAGACUUCGAUCCCACCUGUUUGGAUUCGUGUCCAAAGAGGUGUCACACGGAGCACGAGUGUGAGAUGAAAUGUGGUCAUUGUAUGAGAAAGACGAAGCACAGGCAUCAGAUAAUCACAGAAUACGAGACUGAAUGCUCCUCUGGAGAGUGCCGCAACACGACUUCUAGUGACAAAGAAUUAGGAAGCACUAAUAUUACCACCAAGAUCGACAUCCACAACGUCAUUAAUAAUAACGUAACAAGUAUGUUGCCAAUUAUAUAA
Molecule: messenger RNA, 462 nt
Organism: Ceratina calcarata
Lineage: Eukaryota; Metazoa; Arthropoda; Insecta; Hymenoptera; Apidae
Exons: 2
Coding region: 1-462 (153 amino acids)
Source: RefSeq, a predicted model, not a curated record